AUGGGGCUCGCGUUCGGGAAGCUCUUCAGCCGGCUCUUCGCCAAGAAAGAGAUGCGGAUCCUCAUGGUCGGCCUCGCCGCCGCCGGUAAAACCACCAUCCUCUACAAGCUCAAGCUCGGCGAGAUCAUCACCACCAUCCCCACCAUCGCACCCAAUGAAAACUACAUUUUUCUUUCUGUUGUUGAAAACUACAGUUUUUAUUGGAAUGCUCAUUUAGACAUUAUCAUCAGGGUGAAACAAAGCAAAAUUAAGAAAGACAAAAUUUGGAAAGCAUGA
Miscanthus lutarioriparius is the source of this 276-nucleotide messenger RNA. Lineage: Eukaryota; Viridiplantae; Streptophyta; Magnoliopsida; Poales; Poaceae. The record is from the annotation of a GenBank genome assembly.